Molecule: messenger RNA, 189 nt
Organism: Aureobasidium namibiae CBS 147.97
Lineage: Eukaryota; Fungi; Ascomycota; Dothideomycetes; Dothideales; Saccotheciaceae
Product: SCA7-domain-containing protein
Exons: 1
Coding region: 1-189 (62 amino acids)
Biological process (GO): RITS complex assembly; regulation of transcription by RNA polymerase II; regulatory ncRNA-mediated heterochromatin formation
Cellular component (GO): SAGA complex
Source: RefSeq, a predicted model, not a curated record
AUGAUUGUCCGUCGACCGAAGGCUCCGGUCGAUAUCGAAAAGCAAUGUAGCGUUACUCUCGCCAGCGGUAAUCAAUGCGCCCGCAGUCUAGCUUGCACGCGCCAUGGUAUGAGUGCAAAGCGUGCUGUGCCUGGCAGAAGCGCUCCCUUCGACCAGCUGCUAGCUGAGUUCCAGCGCGAAAGUUCUUAA